CAAAAAAACAAAUUACAACCAAACAAAGAGAACUUACAUUAAAAGAAACAAACAACACAACAUAUAAAGAUCAAAGCAAUGAAAUAUCACAAAAAAACCCUCAACAACAAAUAACUACUUUAUCGGAAUACACAACUUAUAAUACAAUUCAACAUCAUGGUCAAAAAAAUAAUAUAUCAAAAAAUAUGUUCUGGUGGGAUACAAGAUACACUUUGAAUAAAAAUGCUUUGAUGCCAUUAACUUUUUCAUGGGAUCAAAUAUGUCUCUACUGUUCAACAGUACUUUUCACUAGUGAACUUGCUGAGUUUUGCUGUAAUCAAGGAAAACACCUUAUAUUAUUAUUGCCCCAUUAUUCUAUGAAUAUGAAUAUUAUUCUUAGUGAUCCUAAAAUUAGCAGUUUUUUACAAAAACUCAAUGCACUUUUCUCUUUCACAGCAAUUGAAAUUCAAGUUUAA
Molecule: messenger RNA, 455 nt
Organism: Cetraspora pellucida
Lineage: Eukaryota; Fungi; Glomeromycota; Glomeromycetes; Diversisporales; Gigasporaceae
Source: the annotation of a GenBank genome assembly